AUGGGCUACACCGACCUCGAUUGGCUUGCAAUCAAUGCCAUCCGUCUUCUCGCCGUCGAUGCCACAUUCGCGGCCAAUUCGGGCCAUCCUGGCGCCCCUAUGGGAAUGGCCCCAGUGGCCCACGUCCUAUUCAACAGGAUCCUGAAAUACAACCCAAAGAACUCCAAAUGGGUCAACAGAGAUAGAUUCGUCUUAUCCAACGGCCAUGCUUGCAUGCUACAGUAUGCUCUUCUCCACGUCGCCGGGUAUAAGAUCUCUAUGGAUGACAUCAAGGCAUUCCGUACGGUAGAUAGCAUCACCCCCGGCCACCCCGAGGCUCAUGACACCGAUGGCAUUGAAGUCACAACUGGUCCUCUUGGCCAAGGAUUCGCCAAUGCGGUUGGUCUUGCCAUUGCUAACCACCAUGCCGCUGGUGUAUUCAACAAACCCGGGUUCGAGCUGUUCAACAACUAUACAUACUGCUUUUUGGGAGAUGGCUGCAUGAUGGAGGGCGUGGCUAGUGAAGCCGCCUCUCUUGCAGGUCACUUGCAACUUGGAAGCUUGAUUGCUAUUUGGGAUGACAACCACAUUUCUAUUGAUGGUGACACCAACUGUGCUUUCACCGAGGAUGUAGCCUUGAGAUUUAAGGCUUAUGGCUGGCAUAUUGAGGUCGUCGCCGACGGCGAUAACGACCUCGACGGAAUUGAGGCAGCUAUCAAGAAGUGCCAGGCUGUCCACGAUAAGCCGUCAUUGAUCAAACUCCGGACAACGAUCGGCUUCGGUUCGAAACUGCAGGGCACUGGUGGUGUCCACGGCGCACCCCUCAAGGCCGAUGACAUCAAGCAAGUUAAGGAGAAGUUUGGGUUUGACUCUGCGAAAACAUUUGUCGUCCCGCAAGAGGUUUAUGACAUGUAUAACAAGCACGGCGCUGAAGGUGCUGCCCAAGAACAGGAAUGGAACCAGCUUCUCUCCAAGUACUCCGGGUCUCACAAAGCUGAAGCUGAAGAUCUGAAGGUUCGCUUAUCUGGAGACCUCCCAGAGGGCUGGGAGAAGAACUUGCCAACAUACUCCCCAUCGGAUCCUGCUGUGGCAUCCAGGAAGCUUUCUGAGAUCGUUCUCCAAAAGAUUCAUCAGGCAAUUCCAUCCUUGGUUGGUGGCUCUGCGGAUUUGACUGGCUCGAACUUGACCAGAUGGAAGGAUGCCGUUGAUUUCCAGCCCCCAUCGCUUGGGCUUGGUGACUGGACUGGCCGUUACAUCCGGUAUGGUGUGCGUGAGCAUGCUAUGGGUGCUAUCAUGAAUGGCCUCGCAGCAUAUGGCACUGUCAUCCCAUACGCCGGUACAUUCUUGAAUUUCGUCUCAUAUGCUGCCGGAGCUGUUCGUUUAUCCGCCCUUUCCCAGGUCCGUGUCAUUUGGGUGGCUACUCACGACUCCAUUGGUCUCGGCGAGGAUGGACCGACCCAUCAACCUAUUGAGACUCUUGCACACUUCCGCGCGCUCCCUAACUGUAUGGUUUGGCGCCCUGCUGAUGGAAACGAGACCAGCGCAGCAUACUAUGUUGCUCUUACCUCUAAGCACACCCCCAGCAUCAUUGCCCUGUCGCGACAAAACCUUCCACAUCUCGAGACCUCCACGAUCGAACGCGCAAGCAAGGGUGCGUACGUUGUGCAUGAGGCUGAGAAGGCAGAUAUCACACUCGUCUCUACUGGUUCUGAGGUCGGCAUCUGCAUUGAUGCAGUUAAGUACUUGAAGGAGAAGCACAACUUGGCCGCCCGUGUCGUGUCAGUCCCCUGUUUCGAGGUCUUCGAUGCUCAGCCAAAGGAGUACAGACUCAGUGUUCUGCCAGAUGGCAUCCCAUCGCUCUCAGUUGAGGUCAUGUCUACUAUGGGCUGGGAACGAUAUACCCACGAGCAGUUUGGUCUCAACAGAUUCGGUGCUAGCGGUGCUUACAAGGAUGUUUACAAGAAAUUCGAAUUCACACCCGAGGGUAUCAGCAAGCGUGCUGUUGCCACUGUUGAAUUCUACAAGGAUGUUCCUAACAUCCGCUCUCCUAUCAACCGUGCUUUCCAGCAGCUUAUUUAA
Messenger RNA from Venustampulla echinocandica, 2058 nucleotides. Its product is annotated as Transketolase. The record is from RefSeq and is a predicted model, not a curated record. The coding region runs from base 1 to 2058 and encodes 685 amino acids. Gene Ontology annotation, cellular component: cytosol. The transcript has 6 exons. Gene Ontology annotation, biological process: pentose-phosphate shunt. Gene Ontology annotation, molecular function: transketolase activity. NCBI's taxonomy places the organism in Eukaryota, Fungi, Ascomycota, Leotiomycetes, Helotiales, Pleuroascaceae.